Molecule: messenger RNA, 4759 nt
Organism: Zonotrichia leucophrys gambelii
Lineage: Eukaryota; Metazoa; Chordata; Aves; Passeriformes; Passerellidae
Gene: FARP2
Product: FERM, ARH/RhoGEF and pleckstrin domain protein 2
Exons: 27
Coding region: 156-3290 (1044 amino acids)
Cellular component (GO): cytoskeleton
Molecular function (GO): guanyl-nucleotide exchange factor activity
Source: RefSeq, a predicted model, not a curated record
CUCUUUAUUUUUGUGCUGUGGCUUCAGAACUGCUGCUGGCUACAGACUGUGCCUUCUGGGCAGGGAGGACGUGCUUGGACAAGUUCACCAGUCAGACUGAGAGGAGCUGCUGAGUGAGUGUGUCUGUGUGUGCAGACUCUGCUUGCUGUUGGAAGAUGGGAGAGAUAGAAGGAACCUACAGAGUUCUGCAGACUCCAGGCUCUCGUUUGGGUGCCCAGAAGAGCUCAGGAGUGAGCACCUUGGAGCCAGGGCAGAGCCUCGUGCCUGCCAUGGCCUCAUCGCCCGCCAAGGCGCACGAGCGCGACCUCCCCGUCAAAAUCAAGAUGUUGGACAACACAGUGGAAGUCCUUGACAUUGAGUCAAAAUGUUACGGCCAGACGUUAUUGACAGAAGUUUACAAGCAUCUGAAUUUGAUUGAAUCUGACUACUUUGGAAUUGAGUUCCAGAAUAUCCAGUCAUAUUGGAUUUGGCUGGAACCUAUGAAACCUGUUAUUAAACAAGUACGGAGACCAAAGACUACAAUGCUUCGUCUGGCUGUAAAGUUUUUCCCUCCUGACCCUGGUCAGCUGCAAGAGGAAUAUACCAGGUACCUGUUUGCAUUGCAAAUCAAGAGGGACCUGGCAGAGGAGAGGCUGACCUGCAGUGACAACACAGCUGCUCUGCUGGUCUCCCACCUGCUGCAGUCUGAAAUAGGAGAUUUUGAUGAAUCAGAAGACAGAGAACACCUUAAAACAAACCAGUAUUUGCCAAACCAGGAAAAACUUGAAGGAAAGAUCCUGGACUUCCACAGGAAGCAUGUGGGUCAAACUCCUGCUGAAUCUGACUUUCAAGUGCUUGAAAUUGCCAGGAAACUGGAGAUGUAUGGCAUCAGAUUCCACCUUGCCUCCGACCGUGAGGGCACCAAAAUCAACCUGGCAGUUUCACACAUGGGUGUGCUGGUGUUCCAGGGUAACACAAAAAUCAAUACCUUCAACUGGUCCAAGGUCCGUAAGCUGAGCUUCAAGAGGAAAAGAUUCCUUAUUAAGCUGCACCCAGAGGGCCCAUAUCAGGAUACAUUGGAGUUUCUUUUGGGAAGUAGGGAUGAGUGUAAAAACUUCUGGAAAAUCUGUGUUGAGUAUCACACAUUCUUUAGGCUCUUCGACCAGCCAAAGCCAAAGGCUAAAGCAGUGUUCUUCAGCAGAGGCUCAUCUUUCAGAUACAGUGGACGAACACAGAAGCAGCUAGUGGAUUAUAUUAAGGACAGUGGGAUGAAGAGAACCCCAUAUGAAAGGAGGCACAGCAAGGUCAGAGCAUCCACUCGCACCUCCAACGCAGACGUGCCAAAGCAGAGUGUCCCAUUCUCUGAGGGCUUGAGAACUCCAGGGUCUCCAGCCUCAACAGCUGCCCCCUUCCACUCAGUUCACUCCUUGGCCAGUCCCGCUUCCAUCCUGCCCAUGUUUGCUGAACCCAGCCCUUCCUCCUUGGAGCCCCGAGCAUCGUACACAAGGAUUCCAGACAAAACCACUGCAGCCCCAGUGGAAGAAGUGGGGAGGAAGCUGAUGCAGCAGCCUGGAUCUCCCGUGCUCCAAGGCCUCCCUGUGGACCAUGGCCAGCUGUCCUCCCUUGUGCUGAAGAGUCCCCUGGGUUUGAGCCCAGGCUUUCAGGUGACUGCAGGCACCCAGGGCUCGUCCCCUCUGCUCAGCCCUGUGCUCAGCGAUGCUGGUGGCGCCAGGAUAGAAGAGGAUGAUGAAAUGAAAAGGAAGCGCUGCCCCACAGACAAGGCAUACUUCAUAGCAAAGGAGAUCCUGGCCACAGAACGCACCUAUUUAAAGGACCUGGAGGUCAUUACAGUGUGGUUCCGCAGUGCUGUGAUCAAGGAGAAUGCCAUGCCCGAGGGCCUGAUGACCCUGCUCUUCUCCAACAUUGACCCCAUCUAUGAGUUCCACAGAGGCUUCUUGAAGGAGAUUGAGCAGAGGCUCUCCCUCUGGGAGGGCAGGAGCAAUGCUCAUGUGAAGGGAGAUUUCCAGCGCAUUGGGGAUGUCAUGCUCAGGAACAUGCACGCUCUCAAGGAGUUCACGGGUUACCUGCAGAAACACGACGAGGUCCUGACGGAACUGGAGAAAGCAACCAAACGCCUCAAGAAGCUGGAGAUGGUUUAUAAGGAGUUUGAGCUGCAGAAGGUUUGCUACCUGCCCCUCAACACCUUUCUGCUCAAACCCAUCCAGAGACUGAUGCACUACAAGCUGAUCCUGGGGAGGCUGUGCAAGCACUACACAGCAGAGCACCGGGACUUCGCCGACUGCCGCAAUGCCCUGAAGGAAGUCACAGAAAUGACCUCCCAGCUGCAGCACAGCCUCAUCCGCCUGGAAAACUUCCAGAAGCUUACAGAGCUGCAGCAUGACCUGAUUGGGGUGGACAAUCUCACAGCACCUGGCAGGGAGUUCAUCCGGGAAGGUUGCUUGUACAAGCUCACUAAGAAGGGUUUACAGCAGAGGAUGUUCUUUCUGUUCUCAGAUAUGUUACUGUACACAAGCAAAGGGGUCACAGGGACAAAUCAGUUCAAAAUCCACGGACACCUCUCUCUGCAUGGCAUGUUGGUGGAGGAGAGUGAGAAUGAAUGGUCUGUCCCACACUGCUUCACAAUCUAUUCUGCACAGAAAACCAUAGUGGUGGCAGCCAGCACCCGCCUGGAGAUGGGCAAGUGGAUGGAAGACCUGAAUGUGGCCAUUGAGAUGGCCAAGAAAUCCACAGAGAAAUCCGAGAUGCUUCUGGAAAAUUCUGUCUGCAACCGCUCCAACAGAUCCUCAGAUGAGGUGUCAGUAGAGCAGGAGUCAGAAGAUGACAUUCACUCCUCCCGUAGCUCCCUGGACAGGCAGAGCCAGCCCCGUGCCAACACCACGGUGCACGUGUGCUGGUACCGCAGCACCAGCGUCUCCAUGGCCGACCACAGCGCGGCCGUCGAGAACCAACUCUCUGGGUAUCUGCUGAGGAAAUUCAAGAACAGCAAUGGCUGGCAGAAACUCUGGGUGGUCUUCACCAACUUCUGCUUGUUCUUCUACAAGACACACCAGGAUGAUUAUCCCCUGGCCAGCCUGCCCCUGCUGGGCUACACGGUCAGCUGCCCUGUGGAGGCAGAUGGCAUCCACAAGGAUUAUGUCUUCAAGCUGCAGUUCAAGUCCCACGUGUACUUCUUCAGGGCUGAGAGCAAAUACACCUUUGAGAGGUGGAUGGAGGUGAUCAAAAGAGCCACCAGCUCUCCAGCCAGGUCGAGCCUGCCUGUCCCCAAGGAGAAGGACACUCACACAGAGUGAUGUGGGGCAGAGCUGGAUCUCUGCUGGCAACACCAACAAAACAGGUGGGAGCAGGAGGCUCUGGAGUUGGCAAAGCAAAGAGCCAGGAUGCUCCUUCCCCCCAGAAUGGGAAGUGGGGCUGCAGCCAGGGAUCACAUCCAUUCCCAAAGGUGUGGAAGAGGGGCAAGUCUGUUCCAGCUGGACCUACUCAGAGAGAACCCAACGACUGCACCAUCAUGGAGGGGUUCUUGUUCCAUGGUACCUGUACAGUGACACCUUUGCCUGCCCUGAGGGCAGCUCCCACCUUCUUUUUCCACCUGGACUGGAUGCUCAGCACCCAGGGGAGGAACCCAGCAGCCUCCAGGGGUGCAGCUGGCUGGCAGCAGAGGGUGCUGGUGGGGCUGGCAGCACAGCCUGUCCUGCUGGCACAGCUGCCUCAGACAGACAGGGACCCACCACGUGCUGCCUCGCUCCCAGCUCGUUCUGAUCAGCCUCUGCAGCUCUCCCAGCACAGCUCUGCUCCUCAGGAGCUGCCAGGGCAGCAGCUUUCCAGGCAGGCUGAGUCUCUGUGGAGGUGUUGGUGGGUUGUGGAUCGGUGCAGGGGGGUGCAUGGUUUGUCCUCUGAACUCAAUCACUGUUCUCAUAUCACAGCUCCGGUUUCUGUAUCCCUUAGUAGGAGUUAAGUAAGGCAUGGGAUGGCAAACACUCUCCACUCUGGUGUGGGUGAUGUUUUCAAGGCAUUUAAGCACUGCAGGAGAGCAAGCCUCUGAAAGUCACUGUUGCUUGUGCUUUUGUCAUGGCAAGACUUGUGAAAAUCCCUCAUCUUCUAGUUCAGUUCGGGGUGGGACCCAUCUUCUGUUUCUCAUGAAGGUGUAAAAGUCACUGGAUUCCAGAUGGAGCAUUAGUGUCUGUGGACUCUAUUAAAUUUCUGUAUUAAAUCUGAAAUGUUUGCAGCUUGUUCUCUUUUGUACAGCUGUCACCUUUGGGUGCCUCCACAGAAGGACUGACAUUUGCUAAGUGCCACAAGGUGCUGUUGGACGUGGCUUUGAUGGGCUGUGGGGACUCUGGUUUGUAUUAGAUAGAAAAGUGUUUGUGUAGCAAUGGAAGGAACAAGGCAGUGAAGCAGUGAGAGCAAAAGGAAAGUGUUGCAUGCUGAGGGGAUGGAGCAAUGUGGAGAUCCCAUGGGACAAUGGGAUGGACAGAGGCCAGCACAAGUGUUCAGGUAUGGGCUCAAGCAUUUGUGGGGAGGGGGAAUCCAGAGGGGUUUUCUUGCUUGGCAUUUGCAUCCUAGAGGAGUGACUGCAGACCCAGCCUUUGCCACCGCUGUCACAGACCAUUGUCCCAUCUAAGUUAAAUGUACUUAAUUUAUUAGUGUCUUCAUUUAUUAUUUUUUUAAUUGCCUGUUGUAGGUGUAUCCAUGUGGAUUGAUUAGACAUGUUAUACUGUGGCUGAAUAUGACUGUUCAAAGUAAAUAGCAUCUUGGUAUAAAA